Molecule: messenger RNA, 1778 nt
Organism: Aspergillus alliaceus
Lineage: Eukaryota; Fungi; Ascomycota; Eurotiomycetes; Eurotiales; Aspergillaceae
Product: putative MFS transporter
Exons: 8
Coding region: 192-1748 (518 amino acids)
Biological process (GO): transmembrane transport
Molecular function (GO): transmembrane transporter activity
Source: RefSeq, a predicted model, not a curated record
GUUGUAGCUACUUGGUAGACCCGCUGAAAUCUAAUCAGAUAAACGGACUUUAGCCGUUCGCUGCCACGUCGCAUUCCUGGUUGCUAAAUAAAUAUACUCGUCAUGCCCUCUCUCCCUCCUACAUUCCUUUUGAGCGCAAUAGAAUCUAACGGGGACACCCAAACUAGCGGGAGCUAGUCUUGUUUAACAGCAUGGAGGCUCCAGACAAGCCUAUCGCUGUAGCGACGGUCGGCGAGCCUGUUAAGCCUUCGUCACCUGUUUCAGACCAGCAAACCGAUAGCAACGAAGAUGGGAAACGGCCACCACCCUUGAUGGCCAAGUUGAUUGCCGUCUUGCUUAUUUCCUGUAUCAGUUUUGGUUCCUCAUGGAGCUCCGGCGUUACGGGUGCGAUGAAAAGUACUAUUAAAAAGAAAAUGCACAUCUCCAACACCCAAUUCUCCCUUCUUGAAGCCAGCGAAGACUUCAUGGUCACUCUACUCAUGCUGGGCAGCGGAAUCGUGACGGACCGAGUGGGAGGCGCCGAGAUGAUCAUUUACGGGAAUGUCGUCUAUACAGUUGGAUCUAUACUAGUCGCUGCCGCGACCACGGUCCGAUCAUUCAAUUUUAUGAUCGGAGGGAGAGUCAUUCUGGCUCUGGGCGAUAUCGCGACACAGGUUGCGCAAUAUAAAAUGUUCUCUUCGUGGUUCCCUCCUAGCAAUGGAUUUGCAUCUACGCUUGGGCUUGAACUCGCCAUGCGGAAGAUUGGUGGUUUUGUCGGUAAAUCGACAGCCAAUCCGAUUGCUAAAAACACCGGCAAUUUCGCUUGGGUAUAUUGGACGUCAGUCUUUAUGAACCUAUUCACCAACGCUGCAACGGUUGUUUUCUGGCUCUACAGUCGCUAUUGCAAUCGUCACUAUCAGGGCCGACAAGACAAGGCGACCCGCGAAGUCCUGACUGAGAAGAACAACAAGUUCGAGCUCAAGAAAGUCUUCCAAUUGCCAUGGAUGUUCUGGUGUAUUUUGGCGUUUUCGCUGUUUCAAACGAGCGCUGCACUGGUCUUCAGUCAGAAUGCGACGGAACUCGCCGAGAAACGAUUCAACGUUGACUCGAUUAAAGCUGGCUGGUACAGUGCCUUGUCUCAGUACUCAGGAUUUUUCCUAGUGCCUUGCUUGGGUGCCUUCAUCGACAUCCUCGGAAAUCGAGCUACUAUUCUGUGCAUUUGCGGAACUGGCAUGCUCCUAUGUAUGGUAUUAGUGAACUUCGCCUCAUCUACAGCAGGUACUGGCGCCGCGUUUGGUAUCUAUGCCAUUGCAUCUGCUUUGGGACCAACCACGAUUAUCGACGGAAUCCGUACCUCACUAUGGCACCAGUCCGUAUUUGGAUCUGCGUACGCAAUUAAAGUGACCAUGAACAACGCGAUGAAUAUUAUCAUUCGGAUCAUUACAGGAGCCCUCCAAGACGCAGAUAAUGAUUCGUAUCGUCGGGCGGUGCGAGUAUACCUAUUCCUAGCAGCGUGCAGCGUGGUGGUGGGGUUGGCUAUAUUCAUUGGGGCUAUGUUGACUGAUGAGCUGGGUCUGUUACAGUGGACUCGGAAGAAGAGGCUCACUUAUGGCCCUGAGGUUAUCGACAGCAUGCGGGAACGCAGCUUAGUGACAAACAAACGGCGCAGCUGGUGGAUCUCUCUAUGCUGUUUCGGUGCUCUCAUACUUCUUGUAUUGGGAAGUUGGACGGCGUAUAUUUGGGGAGCUGUUACGGGACAUAACUCGUAGUUUAGAUUUUGGAUACCCAGCUAAUAAAAG